UUUUUUUUAGUACACCCCGAAACAUUUUCGCUAUCGUCUGCAUUGAAUUCUUCGGUUCGCAAAAAAUUAACAAAAAAAAUUUCUUCAUCAAUUUAAAACUAUUAGCAAAGUGCAAAAAAAAUAAAACUAAUUUAAACACAAAUAAUUAAAUUAGCAAUGCAGUUGAUGUGAAUUUAUAUUUAUCUCAAAUUGGCCAAAUUAAACUACAUAUUUAAAUUAUAUCUCAAUGUCUCCCUGUUAAACUGAAUUAGUAAAAAAAAACACCUUUUCAUAAAAUUUCUGUGAAUAUAAAAAAAAGACGACUAUUUUUUUCAUCAAAAGUGUUAUUAACUGUUUUUCUGCCCAAUUUCUGUUUUUUUUUUUCCCUAAAAAAAUUUGUCCAUUGCUUCGAAAAUUCCGUACGUUGUUGGAUAAUUUUUCUUCAUUUUCGCCGACGACGACGACCGGAGGUGGAAAAAUUGAUUAAUAUUUUUUUUUUUUGAUUUUUUUCUUUCCUCAAAGAAAAAAGAGAAUAAAUAAAGUUUUUUUUUUUUCUUAUGUUUCUAUCCAUUAUCCAUUCAUAUAUCGUGAGUAGAAAAGAGACAAGUAUAUAAGCUGCAGUAAUUAAUCGGAUAUACACAAGUGCAGUGCGCAUAAGUGCAAUAGAAAUAGUCGUGUGUGUGUGUGCUCCAGUUAGUACACUUAAUUUGUGUUUCAGCCAAAGAGCCGGCUAAUGGGUGGUGUUGUUGGCAUCAAGUGCGAAUGAGAUAAAUUUAUAUUUUGUCAAUUUAACCAGUUAAAGUGUGUAAGGGAACGCACGAUUGUACUGUUUAAAUUUUUGUUCUAAAUUUUUCACACCCCCUCUUAGAGGAGACAGACGGGCGGAGUGUUGUUUAUUUUUUUUUUUUGUCUUUUGUGGAUUUCUUUUUCCAAUCAAAUUGAACGACGAGCAAAAAAAGAAAGAAGAAGAAAGAAAGGAUAAAACAGGAAGGAAUUCCUCUGCCUCGUGUGUUAACUGUCAGACGGAAAGGAUUUUUUUUAAACUGUUCUCACAAAAGAGAAGAAGAGAAUUUUUUCAAAAUUAACUUGAAAAAAAUAUAUUUUUGUUUCGAAAAAUAACUGCAUUGUGUGUUUUUUUGUAUUGAAAACAUAGAAAUUUGAAUUGUUUUCUAUAUUUUUGUUUGUUGUAAAGUAAAUUUCACAAAAAAAAAAAAAAGAAGCAAUAUGAUCGAUCCGGCAGAUUUGCAAACUUUUUUGUCGAAAGUCGACGGGGGUGCGGUUGGUGUUGAUCUAUUCAAAAUUGGCCAAAAGCAUCAUGAUGAACAUGCACCAACUGGUAAAAACAACAAGCAUAAUGGAAAUUUCCGUGUUGCUUUGGACAUUGAAGACUGUUUGGACAGAUUCUAUGGAGGCUAUUAUUCUGAUUGGGCAUGCGGUGGCCAAUGGAACAGGGCUUACCAGUUUGUACAACUUUUAGCCAGUGCCUUUAAACAUUCUCAUGUAGAGGUGAUUGCAUUUUUCGAUGGAACUCUUAAGAAAAAUAAAAAAUGCUCUGCCGAAUGCAAUGAUUUUCGCCAAAAGACAAUUUCGGUCUUGAAGCACAUCAGAAUGAUUGGAACACCACCACCAAAAAUUUGGUGGUUACCUCCAUCUGGAAUUAAGACAGUGUUAAGGAAUGCCUUGAGGAGUGUACAUAUUCAAAUUGUACAAACGGUUAACGACCAUACCAUGGAAGUCAUUGAACACUUCCAUGAACAAAAACUCGAUGGCAUUUUAGGCCUUCAUCCCGAUUAUAUUAUAGCGAAUACGACGCGCUACUUCAGCUCCCAUGACCUGCGAUUAUCCUAUAAGGGAGCCCUCGAGACCAAAGAGUUUAUGAUAUCGAAGCUAUUGGCUUCGUUAAGCCUUACCGCCGAUCAUUUGCCUUUUGUUGCAGUCUUCUUGGGUGGUUAUAUCCUAAUCGAUGAAGCCAAAUGGAAAGUCAUUUAUGAACGAUUAAAAAUCGAUUCUAGUUUAGACUUUGAGGGACGAAUUCGUAAAAUUGCCGAAAUUGUUCGUAAUUCCCCUACAACGGACAUUGAUGAAUUCAUUAAGCAUUUAAGUUUGGCUGAAUAUGAAAAAGAGAUCAAGGAAUCACUUGAAUAUUACCAGCGAAAGGGUAAAUUCUCGGCGAAAAAAUAUCAAGGUUCGAAGAAACGCAAUGAGCUUAUUAAACCGGUUGCUGUGACAGAUCCACCAAUGCCAUUUGCCUCAGAAACGGCUGAAAAUGAUGAAGCCGCUAAGAAAAUUCUUAGCGAUGCUGUUGCUAAAGAUGAUGAAGUUGAAGAAGGGUCUGCAUCUGGUGAUAAGGCAAAGACUGAAGAAAAAGAGAAACCAGCUCCAACAGCGGCAGCAGCAGCAUCAUCAUCCACUCCAGCUGCAGCAGCUUCUUCAACUAAUGGUGCAAAAACCUUACAGCCUUUUGUAUACACUCUACCAGCUGAAGUGCUGAAAACCUCGCUAAAUCGCCAUCAACGUGGCAUAAUGGAUCCAAGGAUCUAUCAGCUUCUUAUAAAGAAGGAAAUUAUUCUUCCUCAAGUGUUGGAAGAUGAGCAAUAUCGCGAGAUUCCUUCGGUUCAUUUGUUCUACCGGCCAGCACGACAAAUGAUCUAUGCCAUUUUGUUUAACUUGUACCACCAAAAGUACCUGUGUUCAAAGAGGAACGGCAACAAUAAUGAGUCAUCCGAUAAGUCUAACAAAAAAGAAAACAAAAAGGACAAGAAAGAUGCUGCAGCUGCAGCAGCUGGUUCGAAGCCACCAGAAAUUCAAGUAGCCGAAUGGAUAUGGUCUCCUCAGAAUGAGUACAAGAAGCCAGCUCUGGUGAGUGCCACUCCACUUCCAUGGGCUGUUCCGACUAUUCAGCGUUUGUGGUUUGGUAUGGCAUUCGAUGAUAAGCAACGUCGUAUGCGGGCAUUUUUGACAAUCAUGCGCUCCGAUUCGCCGUUGAUGUUGAAUCGUGGCUAUGUGCCACAACAUAUGCUAGUCAUGGCUUGUGUGUUAAGAUAUAUUGUAACAAGUCCCGAUAGGAAUAUCCUGACACGCCAGGAACUCGAUGCAUUCCUUGCGACAGCAUUUUCUCAGCAAUUGCCAAUGGUUGAGAACACUCAAGAACUUGUGUUACCUGGUGUGCAUUUGCGUGGAGUUUAUCUUGCAACAUUAUUCAUGCAAGGUGUUGAGACUGCAUCUUUAGCAAAUGAUGCAUGUGGAGUGCCUCUACCAUGGACUAUGAUCAAUCCAUGGUUGUUCUUUGAUGGCAAAUUAUUCCAUCUAAAGUUGAAGAUGUCAACUUAUGUAUCGACAAUACGCGAACUCUGUGAUGAUCAUAUUGAAAUAGUAUUGAAAAUCGAACGAUUCCGUAAGGCCAUAUUGGAAGAUGUGGAACACUUUUUACUGCCUGCAGCUCAUAUGGACCCGAUGUACCGACCCGGUUUGUUGCCUCAAAGGGCACUAUCGCAACGUGCUCUCUCACUCCAACAAUUCAGUAAGAAUUGUGUUGCAGCAGCAGCAGCCUCGCAAUACCAUCCUCUAACUGCCGCAGCCAAUGCCAACAAUGCGAUUCUCUACAAUACACAAUCACCCUAUUUUGCUCUAUCAUCGGCCCUUUUGGGUCGCGAGGCAGUAACUGGGGUAAAUCCACCACCAAACAAUGGAGGACGUAACCGCAAUCAAAUGGGCAAUCGUAAUGGCCAAAAUCGUAAAGGUUAUCAACUUAAAGUUGGAGGAAUAGUUACAGGUUCAUGGGCCGGUAACAAUGCAGCCGCCGCAGCAGCUGCAUCCCGCUCCUUGUUCGGACCACUCGGUGGUAAUGGCGGCGGUGGCAAUCGCAUGGUAGGUGGUGGUGGAAAUCGCUUAAACAACAAUCUAGCUGCUCGCAUUGGCAUGGGAAAUCGUGGCAAAUUAAGUCUAAAUGCACGACUCAAUCGUAAUGCCAAUGUUGGCCCUGGAACAGUGGCAGCUGCUAAUAUUGCCAAUCGCAAUUUGGCACGUAAUUUUGCUGCCAAAGUUAACAUUCGUAGUCGCAAUCGCAACAAGCGAAAGGACAAUCGUGCUAAAAAUCAAGCCAAAAAUAAGAAAUCCGAAGAAGAAGCUAAAGUUGAAGGCGACAAAGAGGGAUCUGAGAAAGAAACAACAGCAACGACAACAUCAACAUCUAAAGGAACCGAAUCCAAUGGUUCUACUUCACCAGAUACAACCACAUCAGAAGAUAAACCAGCAGCAGCUGCUGCUGUUGUUGUGGCAGUUGCUACAAAAACCCGCUCUCCAAUUACAAUUAAAACUAAAAGUACUGCUACAACUGUAGCCAAUGCCACAUCUACCACCCCUACGACCGCCAAAACCUCAUCAUCUUCAUCUUCAUUGCCAUUAAAAUCCUCCUCCUCCUCAGCAGAGACCACAACCAACACCACUACAGUUGCUAAAGUAGAUAAAGUCAUAAAGAUUGAGCCUCCAUCAUCGCCACCAUCAUCCACUGUGACCAAGACAAACAAAACCGCCACCGUCGCCAAGCUAAAACCAUCAUCGGCCCAAGAUGAAAAAACCAUUGAAGCUGUAUUGGAUCAAAUUGGUUCUUUAACUAUGACUGAACCUGAACUCAAAAACGAACUUGUCGCAUAAGACAAUAAAAAAUAAUAAAAAAAUAAGUCGAAGAAGCUUAUAAGAAAUUGAAAAACGAUUAAAUUUUUUUAACAUUUUUUUCGCGCUGAUAUGUUUUGUUAAAGUUUUUAUGUGUUUUGUGUAAUAAAAAAAAAAAACAGAAAUAAGAUCGCGAAUUUUCCAAAUACCCCUUCAUCAUGAAAAUAGCUUUUUUCAAAACACACAUACACAUGUAAACACCUCAUUGUUAUAUAUUAUUAUUAUUAUUAUUUUUAUAUAUUUUUGCACAUAAAGUGAAAUUUUGUUUCUUUAUUUUGUUCCUUUGCGAUGCCAAUUUUUUUAAAAAAUUAGUAUCCCUAUCCCUUGUUCUUGAAUUCAAAAACUUAUAAAAAAAGCACAAAACGAACUCCACACAAUCCAUUAUAUACACUCUCUCUCUCCUCUUAACCCCAAAAAAAUCGUAGAAAAUAUAAAUUAAAAAAACUUAUAAACAAAAAAAAACUUUUUCAAUUUAAUCUGCCAACAUCAACUUUUUAAAGUUCGACCUACCUGCCCAAAUCGGAUAUAGCUAAUUCAAUGUGAGAUCUAAACUUAAAACAACAACAGUUAACAACAAUCUUUUUAAAAAAAUAUAUCUAAAUUACAACAAUUACAUCCACAAAGCUUUUAAUUUCUUACCAAUCUAAAAAAAAAAAACUGCAUGCACUUUAGCACCUGAAAAAAGGAACGGAAUAAGCUUGGAAGGAUGAUGAUGGCGAUAGGAAUUGGUCGGUGGAUGAUGAGGAAGUCUGCUAAAGCUAUAAAAAAACUUCAAAAUAUAUCAAGCACUUUAAGAAAGCUUCAAACCUGUUUGAAAGCAUGACGAGAGUGUAGUAAAGAACAAAUACAAAUAAAAAACUUAAUAAAACUCCUUAAAUGUGCUUAAAUGUUAAAAUUAAAUUUAUCAAAACAAAAAAAUAAAUAAAACAAAAAACGAGGCAAAAAAAAAAUCACCCGCGCUCCCCUAUUAUUCAUGAUUAUUUAUUUAUUCAUCGAAAGAAGAUAAAAUCCGAUGAUUUUUAAAUUAAAUUUAAUGUUCGGUCUUUUUAAAGGCUUUUAAAGUCUAAAAGAAUAAACGAAUAUGAAAAAAAUAAACUAAAAACAUUAGUUCGUACUGUUAAAAGUGAGUAUUAUUAUAAGGAUCUUAUUUAAAAAACAAACUGAAAAAAGAUGAUAAUUUAUGUUUAAAUUAAAUUAAAAAUUAAAAAAAUAUGUGAAAAAGAAUUUAUUUCUUUUUUUUUUUGUUUUGUUAAAUGUAAAAGUAGUGUUUCAACUAAAAAAAAUUGUAAUCUCAAUAUAAAUAAGAAAAAAAAUAAAACAAAAAAUGAUUUUCUUUACAAGACACACAACACCACACAAGAAACCUAUAUAAACAUUAAUAAAUAUUAAAAAAAAAAUAAAAAUAAAAUCCGCCGUGGGAUACGAAUUUAUUAAAAAACAAACAAAAAAAUAAAAUACAUAAAACAAAAUAGACAAUGAUGUGUAUUUUUAGUAUUUCGCCUUAUUUUGUGAUAAAAAAAAAAUAAAUAAAAAACUAUUUAAAUUAAAUAUGCAAAUUGUAAAAAAAAAACUGAAACUAAUCUAAAGUGAAAGAUAUACGAACGAAAAAAAAUAAAGCGAAAUUUGUGGCAUUAAAUGAAAAAAAUCGAAAGCAGAAAUGAAAAGAAGUCAAUAUAUUAAAAUUCUUUAAAAUACAAUUCUUGAUUCUAAAACCGGACUUACUCUUACAAAAAAAAAAUUAAAUAAAAACACUUUAAAUCAGUCGAACGAUGAUUGAUCCAGAUUUGACGUCUCAUUAUGGAUGGCUUUUGUUAGCUGCUCCAGCAAAUAUUUCACUACCAUCAAAGCAAAAACACAUAAUGUGCCCUACUCAACAAAUACGAAAACAGCAAACCUUCAACACGUAAAUCCCACAUCAAUUAACAGCAACAACAACAACAGAAGUGGUGAGAAAAUACAAAUUAAGUAAAUGUAAACUAUAUAUUUGUAUUACAAAAAAAAAUUUUUUUAUUUACAUUUUACAAAUAAAAAAAAAAAUGCAAAUCGUGUGAAAAAAAAAUUAUUAUAAAACCGAAAAAAAAUUAAAAGAAAAUCUUUUUUAUGAUCUGUGAUGUUAUAAAUGUAUUUUUAUAUAUAUUUGUUAAUUAUAUUGUUAAACAAAAAAUAAAAAAAAUGAAUCAUAUAUUAUAUACCGCUAUAAUAAUAUAAAAAAUAUGGAAAUAACAAAACAACACCAACCGAUAACAACAACAACAAAGUUAUUUCCAAAAAAAUGAACAAAAAAAUGUUAAACAACAACAUAACACGAUACACACUACAAUAAUUGCAUUAAAUGUAAUUUAUUGUGUGUGUAAAAUUAAAGUUUAUAUAUAAAAUAAAAAUAAAUAAAAAAUUAAAAUGUUAUUUAACUAUUUUAUUAAUAUAUAAAAAAAUCUAAUAAGAGAAUUAAGAUCUGAAAGAAAAUUAAAUAAAAAAAAAAUAAUAUAUUUAUAUAUAAAAUAAAUAACAAAUACAAAUAUUAAUAUUUAUUAUAUAUAUUCUUUAUAUAGAAAUAUAUAAAGAACAAAAAAUAAACGAGAAAUGCAAAAUCUUAUCUUAUAUUCAAGCAAAGUAGAUAAAAAUAAAAAAAUUUAAAAACAACAACCGAAAAAAGUUGAAUUUAAUUCAACUCAAAAAAAAAGGAAUCAAAGAAAGAAAAAAAAAAAAAACAAAAAGAAGUUUGUUAGGAAACAUAAGAUCGAAUCUUAACAUGUAUGACUGCAUCUGCCCAAAAAUAAAUACAAAAAACAAAAAUAAUAAAAACAUGAAGUUUAAGUAAAAUCGAAACAAAAGUAUGGUAUAUAUUUUAUGAAGUCGAAUCGAAAGAAUUUAACAGGUAAAAUUUAUAGAAAAGAAUGUCAAAAAAGCCAUAUAUUUCACAAAAAACAAAACAAACAGAUAGCAACCGCUUGAAAUAAAUAGCAAAUGCUAAUAAAUAUCAAUUCAAAAAUUAAGAAUCAACAAAAUGUGUAAAUGAUUUAAGUUUAAACAAAAAAAAAAAAAAACAAAA
Molecule: messenger RNA, 7699 nt
Organism: Episyrphus balteatus (marmalade hoverfly)
Lineage: Eukaryota; Metazoa; Arthropoda; Insecta; Diptera; Syrphidae
Product: constitutive coactivator of PPAR-gamma-like protein 1
Exons: 9
Coding region: 1204-4632 (1142 amino acids)
Cellular component (GO): nucleus
Source: RefSeq, a predicted model, not a curated record